UUUCUGUGAACUGUGGCAAACAAGUUGCAAUUUGAGCUGCAGAAAGGAGCUGCCGCUGAUCGGUAGGCAAAAACUAUUUUUAAGCAGCGAGCUGGAGAGAAAUAGGAAUAUGCGCAAAGAGAUAAUUAUAGCGCACACGGACUGCGGGUUAUUUUUCUUCCGUUAACUUUCUCGCACCACCCACCGAGGCGCAAAAACAACAACGGCUCUCUGCAUGCAUCUGAUCGACGUUUGGCAAACAGAUGUGACAAGAGGGCCCGAGUCCAACAAAAGAGUUUCCCUGCAAAACAUUUUGAUGAUCUGUGCAACAUCCACUCUCGUAUUUGCCAACAUCGCAAGCCAUGUACCAAGUAGUACCAGGAGGAGCGGGGGGCACAAUUACAGAUGUUAUCCCCAAGCAGAAACACAGCAAGGACACUCGACCCUUAGUUGGAGCUGGAGUAAUCGGCCUGGUGCUGGUGAUUGCAGCUGUGACUGCAUGGUGUUAUUACAUAGCCUCUCUACGCAAAGCUGAGCUGCUUAAGACGCAGCUGCUGGAUCUGAAUAAAGAUGGCUACAUUAUCCGCAACCAGGGAGGAUCUAUUGUUUUCAGAAUGGAUUUCAGAUCGGGGACCCUUGAUUUGGAUUCCUGCUCCAAAGAAGGGGAGAUUUUAAGCUGUGGACACACCACUGAUAGAAAACUAAACUUCUUCAUUGAGACAGUGCGACCCAAGGACACUGUGCAGUGCUACCGUGUGCGCUGGGAGGAACUGGUUCCUGACAUUCCUGUUGAGCAUGCCAUGACUUACAAGUUUGCUCACUGGUAUGGCGGUGCUGUGUCAGCAAUUCAGCACUGGCCUAUUUCUAUUUCUGGCCAGCAGGCUCCCAAACCGUUUGUUACGAGUGAUAUCUACUCAAACCGCAAUGAAUUUGGUGGAAUUUUGGAGAGUUACUGGCUUUCAUCCAAUGCUACUGCCAUCAAGAUCAAUAAUUCCGUGCCCUUCCACUUGGGCUGGAACGACACAGAGAAGACCAUGUCCUUCCAGGCACGAUACAGUGAUAGUCCCUUCAAGCCAAACCCAGGAGAGGCACCAUGUGCAGAACUUAGCUACAGAGUUUGUGUGGGCUUAGACGUGACAUCCAUACACAAGUACAUGGUUCGUAGAUACUUCAACAAACCAAACAAAGUGCCUGCCAAAGUUAUGUUCCGUCAUCCAAUUUGGUCGACUUGGGCAUUACAUAAAACUGACAUUGACCAAGAGAAGGUCUUGGCUUAUGCCUCCAACAUCCGCAAACAUAAUUUUAACUGUAGCCACCUGGAACUAGACGACAGAUACACCAGCCGCUACGGGGAAUUUGAGUUUGACAGCAUAAAAUUCCCAAAUGCGUCGGCCAUGUUCCAAAAGCUCAAAUCAGAUGGAUUUCUGGUGUCUCUCUGGAUUCAUCCUUUUGUUAACUAUGAUUCAGAAAACUUCCAUACCUGUGUACAGAGGGGUUUAUUCGUCCGAGAGCCCACAGGUCGACUGCCGGCCUUGGUACGUUGGUGGAAUGGCAUCGGUGGCAUUUUGGACUUCACAAACCCAGAAGCCCGGGACUGGUUUUCCUCUCAGCUACGUUCACUGCGCUCCAGAUAUGGGGUGUCCUCUUUUAAAUUUGAUGCAGGGGAAACCAAUUACUUACCUUGGAAAUUUAGUACUCGGACUCCCAUUCGGGACCCAAGUUUUUUCACAAGACGUUACACGGAGAUGGCUAUUCCCUACAAUGAUCGAGCUGAGCUGCGCAGUGGUUAUCAGUCUCAGAACAUAUCCUGCUUCUUCAGACCAAUUGACAGAGACUCUGUGUGGGGCUAUGAGUUGGGUCUCAAAUCUCUAAUUCCCACAGUGCUCACCAUCAGCAUUCUGGGCUACCAGUUCAUUCUACCAGACAUGAUCGGAGGGAAUGCCUAUUUGAACCGCACUGAUGGAAACCGUGUAUUACCUGAUCGAGAACUCUAUAUCCGCUGGUUGGAGCUGUCAGCCUUCAUGCCUUCCAUGCAGUUUUCUAUUCCACCAUGGGAAUACGACAACGAGGUUGUUGAAAUUGCUCGGAAAUACACAGCCCUCCACGAAAGUAUUGUGGCGCCACGGGUCCUAGAGCUGGCUGGCGAGGUGCUGGACACCGGAGACCCAAUCAUACGUCCCCUGUGGUGGAUUGCCACAGGUGAUGAGACGGCCUAUAAAAUCGACUCCCAGUUCCUGAUUGGGGAUGACCUCAUGGUAGCCCCAGUUUUAGAGCCUGGAAAGCAAGAGCGUGACAUCUACCUCCCUGCUGGCCGAUGGAGGAGCUACAAGGGGGAGAGAUUUGAUAUCAAGGAGCCACUGCAUCUCACAGACUAUCCUGUGGACUUGGAUGAAAUAGCCUACUUUGUUUGGGUGUAGCAAGAAGGAAAUGACAGAACUGAUCAGCCUAUGCUCAGAUUUGCUUGUGAAGCAAAUGUCACAAGUUUAUCUUUUGUGGUUGAUGGGAGAGACGUUGUAAUGAAAAGGUUCAUAUUGCAACAGCUUUGCUGCAACAAAAUAUAUAAUUUUUUAAACUACAUUUAAAUUUUAACACCACAUUACUUAACAAAUAUGGAUCUGUGUUACUCAAAAACGCUCAAAACCUCGUCUUAAUUUUUCAUUUCAUUUUUCAAUUUCAUUUACACAAAUGAAUGUAACAUCGUCUUUGGCAUUUUGCGCUUUAAUAAAAGAUAUCUAAGGCUCCUUUAAAAUAAGGCUGCUUAAUAAGCUACUUGCUAUAUCAGUAAGGCUGAGUGUGUCCUAACGGUAUGUUUUAAAGCUAAUCAUUGAAGCAUUUUUUAUUUGUUAAAAUUUUAAAAUAAUUGUAUGUGUCAGAAAUUACUCAGUAUUGCUUUAAAAGUCGUACGAGUUGUGCAUUUGACACAUUUGUUAAAAAGGGAAUAUACAAACUGUGAAUUGAAUGAGGCAUAAUUGCCACUUUAUGCCAUAAAGCUGUUGUAUCUUUGAGUCUCACAGCACUUUGAAAUUCAGCUUAAGCCAAACAGACUGUCGUGGGAGGACAAGUGAGGGCAUGUCAUUCUUGUCAUUUAGCAGAUUGUACGCUACAUAAUAACUGGAGAAAUCCUACUUUCCUGUGACAUUAAUGACUUUUCAGAAAGUUUUUAUGCUUCACUUAUCAGGAUGACUGCUUGAGGUUUAAUCAUUACAAACUGCACAUGCACUCGUUCGUGUAACACGGUGUCAUGUAACUACUCUUUGCCCAAAACAAGGUGCCUUUUAUUAGGCUCUAAAUAUUUUAUGCCCUUCCUCAGGUAACUGUUUUCUCAGGCUGGAGUGUGUUUGAAGUGUCUGGUAGCUAUUUUAAGGCGCUUUGCUGAUUCUGAAUGUAGAAUAACAACAAAUACUACAAUGUCUAACACAGUGAUUACCACAUCCAAAAUAAUGAGAAUUUCUGUAGUAUUUAAAAAAAAAAAAAAAGAAGUUAAUUUCAGAAACAUGAUACCAUAAGUGAUAAGUGCUACUUUAUGUUUGUCGUGUGCAUUGUCAACUUACCAUCAUGUACUUGUCCCUUUAAAAGGUACGGCUUUUUGUUAAUGUGAAUAUUUUAACUGCAGUGACGUCUCUAAGAGCCAUUUGCUAAUAACAACUGCCACGUAUUGUGUUUGAUGUAUUUAUGCUUUUUUUUUUUAUUAUUAUUAUUAUUGUUAGUGAAUAUUAUCGAAGCGUUUUGGCGAGAUGACUCUACGGGGUCAGUGGGUUGUACCGCAAAUGCUGCAGGACACGAUAUCCUGUGUUCUUCAGACAUGCUAUUUUCCUUGAAAUCUCCACUAUGUUUUUUUUUUCUUUUUCUUCACAGUUCUACAUCAAAGUAUAUCACAUAAAAUCAUGUAUCUUAUUAUCCAGAGAUGAAACAGUUAUUGAUCUUUUCAUAGGGGUAGAGCAGCAAGCAUCUUCCACUGACUGGCACCCCACAAAGUAUAUCCAAGAAGCCAAGAAUAAUAUUAGUAUCAUGGGUCAACUUCAUUUGUGUUACAAGUUUUAGAGCAGAUUUUUACAAAAUAUUUUUGACAAGAUUAAAAAGAUUCUGAAUCUUUCAUAAAAAUGAAUAAAUGCAUAAAUUAUUAGGUUUAAUGGUGUCCGUCUUUGACCUUCGUGGUUCUCGUGAUAGCUCUUCUACAAACUGAUGGGUUUUGAAGCUGCACUGACAAAGAUUGUGUGUCUUUUGAAAUGAGGCUAAAACAAUGUCCAUGUGCUUGUUGUGCAAUUGCGCCCAUUUACAAUAUAUUUUCUGUUUCCUGCUUAUGAUCCAUCAUUCAGCCGCAUGCUGACUUGUGCCUUGACAUGGGGCUUCUCUGUUGACCUCAGUGUGUUUUGUUUGGGCCUUUUGACACAGUUGCAUCACAGCUACACUAUUUAUAGCAGUCCUCACUUAGCAUCUGGGCCAGGCCAAUCUCUGAGGCUAUUUCUGUCUCAGACGGUCUUGCUUUAUGACAAGACUGAGAGGCUGUAUCUUGGACUAAAGGCUUUUUUUUUUUUGCUUCUGGCUUUUUUGACCCAGUGUGUGCAGUUUGUUGUUGUAACUGAUAAUUGGCAUCAUUUGCAUGUGACUAAGAGACUUCAUUAAUUUCAAAGUGAAUAUUUGAUGUCACUUUGUAUGAAUGUAUUAAAAGAAAUCAAGCUUGACUUUUGUUCGCUUGCGAGCAUUUUUGUGAUGCUUAAUUUGCAUGGAUCAAACAAUAAUCUUUGUCUGAAAGUAAACAUUUAAUUGCUACAUUUGCCACCUUGACUAACAUUGCCAAACAACUGGUGUUAAAUCCUCUAAGAAUGCUAAAAGUGUGACUGUAUGUCAGAAUAUGCGUUUGACACGCACUAAAAAAUAAAGUAAAACAACUAAAUACAAGAAUACAAGAUAAAUGGGUGGGAAAUUUAGGUCAGUAAGCUGAUCAUGCAAUCAGUGGGCCAGUAACAACCUAUAACCUUUUAUGAGUCGGCAAUAUAUGAAAACUAAUGUGCCAAUCAGUUCAGUAUCGAAAGAGACACCCUUGAGGGACUUCUUCAACUUUUUGAUGCCUGGCUCAUCAUGGGGCAAUAAUGACAAGGUGAUGAAACAAUUGUGCAGGUUAUUUGGAGGCUGUGUUCGGAUCAAUAAAUCAUCUGGUGGUUCAUGGUGUGAGGCCAGAGAGCAAGUGAUAUAAAAGUGUAUGACUAGACAUCAAGAAUAAGAAAGAUAAACUUGCUACAGUUAGAGAUAGUAGCAAGAAUAUUUAUUACAAUUACAGCAUUAAACAUGGUUGCUCUUUCUGAGUUCAAACACUCUGGCAUCUCCAUCCCUCGUAGCCAUAGUCGAUCUUUCAUAUGUUUGGGGAAUUUAUUCCAUUUCACAACAGCGGGAUAUGCUUCUGAACUACUUCACUUUAUUUGCCAAUGUCUCAUCUGUCUUCAAAAUUGAUCUGGACUUGCAGCCUGUGCGGGGAGGACAUACAUUCAUUGAUUAGCUGUCUGUGUGUUGCUUGGAUCAAUAUUAUUUGUCGGUGUGCUUUCUGCAAUCAUAUUGUUUGGUUCUGCCCAUCUUUUCAUAGACUGAACAAAUAAUUUAUGUAAGAUCUGUAGGAGCUUUAGUGUAUGAUCUGGGAGAUUUCUGGGAGAAGGACUGAAAAAGAGAGAGAAGGAUGAUUACAUGUCAAAACAACAGUGGCUUGAUAAACUAUAUACUCCAGCAUACGGAAGCAUACCUUUUACUAUUUCCUCAACAAUAUUAAUUUGUUCUGUUAAAUAAAAGAACAAUCUACUUAUUUACCUGCUGUUUAUAGCAACAGGACUAGUGUUUCACUUACGUAAAAGGUCAGAGCAUGAAAAAAUAAAAUAAAUCACAGGUUCAUACUUCAAACAGCUGAUAUUCAAAUCUUCCAAGAUAUUAAAAAUUAAACAAUGACGUGCGAAAUCUGUGGUUUGUUCAGGCCAUGUGGUGCUGCAGCCGCCCAGAAGGGUGCAGUGUAGCUUCAUUGAUGAGUUCUUUUGCUGACAUGUCAGUGGACCACGGUCCAGAUGUUGCACACACACACACACACACACACAACAAGCAGGACACAAAAUUGGCAGAGCGCUUCCCCCCCCUUCCUUCUCCACCUGUGAGCCCACCUGUGUGUCCAUCUGCAGAGGAGAGACACCAGUUGUUCUGAUUAGGAGCCAGUGUGUCUCAAGUACCUUCCUAUAUCCUCAAUGAGAAACUUCAGUGAGGCUGACUGCUGUCUGUCCCACACAGUAAGACGGACACACACACACACACACAUAUAUAUAUAUUUAUUUAUAUAGAGAGUGGUGCUCCGAACAACAAACUCAGAAAAGAAAAGAAAUAAUUAUUGAAAGAUGGUUAAAAAAAAACAAAAAAACAGAUGACUUACUUUGGUUAAUAUCCCCAGCUGUUAGGAAAAUCUGGCGACACUGACAUUAUGUCAAAAAUAUGUAAAAUCCAAACAGAGCAAAUGGCCAUUCUGUUUUCUGCAAUGUGUAUUUUUGUUGUAAUGUUUUUUUUUUUUUCUUGUGCAGCAAAAUUCAGUUAGACUUGUACUAACAAUUGCCCCAAAUAAGCAAAUUAAUUAAACAUAUAUACAUAAUUUACGGAAAAAGCUGAUUUCUGAACAAGAUCCUCUGCUCGCUGAAACAAAUGUAGACGAACGUACUUUAUUAGAAUUGCUAGAUCACCCAUAGAAGCCGAACUGAAGGGGUGACAAACAAUGACGAAUAAGCUUCACUUUUAUUAAAAAAAAAAAAAAAAAAAAAAGCUUUCUGGCUCCUUGGAGCUAAAUGUGGAAUGAGCAUUUAUUGUAGAUGACCACAGGGGAAAUAAAACCUCAUGGCCAUCUCUUGUGUGAAGUGAGAAUCUUUGUCCUUAACCCAAGAUUUUCACUCCGUAACUAGAAUGACCUCGCAUCUGGUGUUGCCACGGCUUGUCUGACAGGAAUAUGUCUGUCCUCGCUAGGUAACAAAUGAACCCAACACCCCAGAGAAUGAUCCCGCAUCUGUUUAUCUUUUUCGCCUGUCUGUUCGGUGCGCUGCAUCAGGCUGACACUCUUCUGCAGCCUUUGUGGAUUUCAGAGCAGGCCAUUUGUUAAAGUUGGGACUGGGUUGGAUAGUAUAGUACAGUGUGUAUCUGUCUUAAUAACUUUAAUAAAUUAAUAUCCUUGGUAGUA
Messenger RNA from Stegastes partitus (bicolor damselfish), 7168 nucleotides. RefSeq names its product myogenesis regulating glycosidase (gene myorg). The record is from RefSeq and is a predicted model, not a curated record. Gene Ontology annotation, molecular function: hydrolase activity, hydrolyzing O-glycosyl compounds. The transcript has 3 exons. Bases 342 to 2396 code for a protein of 684 amino acids. Gene Ontology annotation, biological process: skeletal muscle fiber development; carbohydrate metabolic process. NCBI's taxonomy places the organism in Eukaryota, Metazoa, Chordata, Actinopteri, Pomacentridae.